GGCCAUGCUCAGGCUGCGCCUGCUGACGUGGGACGUGAAGGACACGCUGCUGCGGCUGCGGCAGCCCGUGGGCCAGAGCUACGCGGCCGAGGCCCGGGCCCACGGGCUGCAGGUGCAGCCCGAGGCUCUGGGGCGCUCCUUCCGGGAGGUGUACGGAACCCAGAGCCGGCGCUUCCCCAACUACGGCCACGGCCAGGGGCUCAGCUCCCGGCAGUGGUGGCUGGAUGUUGUCAAACAGAGCUUCAGGCUCUCCGGCGUGCAGGACGAGGCAGCCCUGACGAAGCUGGCAGAGAAGCUCUACCGCGACUACUGCAGCUCCAACACCUGGGAGGUGCUGCCGGGAGCCGCCGAGACCCUGAGCCGGUGCCGCCAGCUCGGCUUCCGCAUGGGAGUCGUGUCCAACUUUGACAGCCGGUUGGAAGCCAUCCUCUCGCAGUGCAACCUGCGGCACCACUUCGAGUUCGUGCUCACCUCCGAGGCCGCGGGCUUCGCCAAGCCGGACGGGAGGAUCUUCGAGCAGGCGCUGCGGCUCGGCGGGGCCCGCCCGGAGCAGGCGGCUCACAUCGGGGAUGACUACAGCCGGGAUUACCGGGCGGCCCGGGCCGCGGGCAUGCACAGCUUCCUGCUGCGGGCGGCUGGGCAGGGCGAGGGGCCGGAGGUGCCCCCCGAGCAUGUCCUGCCCACGCUCAGCCACCUCCUGGCUCGCAUCGAGAAGGAGUAGCUGAGGUUCGGAGGGGUCCAGUGCUGCUGCCAGUGCUGAACUGUCCUGCCGUGAGAUUUCUUGCUGCCAGGUGGGCAGGGAAGAGUAGCAAGUCUGAGCUGCCUAUGGAGCAGGAGGAGUGUUCAUGCAAUAAAACAUUUCUGAUGCCCA
Serinus canaria (Common canary) is the source of this 871-nucleotide messenger RNA. It is a transcript of the gene HDHD3, whose product is annotated as haloacid dehalogenase like hydrolase domain containing 3. The record is from RefSeq and is a predicted model, not a curated record. The coding region runs from base 5 to 721 and encodes 238 amino acids. The transcript has a single exon. NCBI's taxonomy places the organism in Eukaryota, Metazoa, Chordata, Aves, Passeriformes, Fringillidae.